UUUCUUUUACUUGUAAUGUUAAUCCUGUUGUCUUUUUAUCUUGUCUGUGUUUUUACUGUGCUUGAACAUCCUGCCCAGGGACUACAGGUGAAAAUUAGCUAUUUAGCUAACCCUGGUAUAGAAGCUAUUCUAUGCAUGGUCCCUGUCAAACAAAACCAAUAAAUAAAAUGCUACACUUUUGGUGAAGUUUUUUGAAAAAAUGAGUUUGGCGAUUAUUUUAACAGGGUGACGAAGUGAACUUGCUGAUGCUGUUCAAACGUUAAGCAGACCCGCGAUGCUUUUAUUGUGAAAGGUAAUACCGGGACCUCUGUUGUUUGUGCAGCCGCUUCGACAGGUCAGGAGCCCAACGUGGAGGAGAGGAUGUGGGUAUGCUGACAUCUGCAAGCCAGAGGUUUCCCUGGAAGACAACCGCAGUCAGGCUGACAAACAACGGCCAAAGCAACCUCGAAGACACGCCGAGAUAUGUAACUUGUUUUCAAGAGUCCCGUGUCCUGUAGGGCACCCCGAAGCUCAGCCGGUCACGGUGCCUCCCCGGGCUUCCGUCAUGAGGGGACGUUUCUCUCGAAAACUUGGUGUGCUGGCCAAGGCUGGCUUCCUGCUCUGGGUGCUGUGGCUGGGCUACCUUCUGUUGGAACGCUCCUCUUUUCCCUCACCUUCCUCAUCGGAGGAGGAAGAUGACGACCACAAUGUUUUGGACAGACGGCUCGCCAUAGAGGAGAACGGGGCUGAUGGGCAGCUGGCUAGGCCCCUCUAUGUGAAGCAAGCACCGGACAACAAUGCACCGGGGGAGUGGGGUAGGGCCACACACCUCAAUCUCAAUCCUGAUGAAAAGAAACUGGAGCAGGACAGUGUGGAGCGCUAUGCUAUCAAUAUCUAUGUCAGCGAUAAGAUUUCCCUCCAUCGACACAUCAAGGAUCACAGGAUGAAUGAAUGCCGAAGUAAGAAGUUUGACUACCGACGUUUACCCACAACCUCUGUGAUAAUAGCGUUCUACAACGAGGCCUGGUCCACCCUGCUGAGGACUAUUCACAGUGUCCUGGAGACCACGCCUGCCAUCCUGUUGAGAGAGAUCAUCCUCAUUGAUGACUACAGUGACCGAGGCUACCUGAAAUCCAAACUGGCUGAAUACAUCAGUAAUCUGAAUCGUGUGCGGCUCAUUCGCACCAACAAGAGGGAAGGUCUGGUCCGGGCACGUCUCAUUGGUGCCACCUACGCCACGGGUGAUGUACUGACAUUUCUUGAUUGUCACUGUGAGUGUGUCCCCGGCUGGAUUGAGCCUCUGCUGGAAAGGAUCGGUGAGAAUGCCAGCACCAUUGUGUGUCCUGUGAUCGACACCAUCGACUGGAACACCUUUGAGUUUUACAUGCAAACGGACGAGCCGAUGAUCGGAGGUUUUGACUGGAGGCUCACCUUUCAGUGGCACUCAGUUCCCGAAGUGGAACGCAGGAGGCGCAAGUCUCGCAUUGACCCCAUCAGGUCUCCGACAAUGGCAGGUGGAUUAUUUGCUGUGAGCAAGGCCUACUUCGAGCAUCUGGGCACAUAUGACAUGGGCAUGGAGGUGUGGGGAGGAGAAAACCUGGAGCUCUCCUUCAGGGUGUGGCAGUGCGGGGGCAGCCUGGAGAUUCACCCCUGCUCUCACGUGGGCCACGUGUUCCCUAAAAAGGCCCCUUAUGCACGGCCCAACUUCCUCCAGAAUACCGUUCGAGCUGCAGAGGUUUGGAUGGACUCUUAUAAACAACACUUCUACAACAGGAAUCCCCCUGCCAAAAAGGAGACCUACGGGGAUGUUGCAGAGCGCCUGCUGCUGAGGGAGAGGCUGAAAUGCAACAGCUUUGACUGGUAUCUGAAGAAUAUCUACCCUGACCUACAUGUACCUGAGGACAGGCAGGGCUGGCAUGGAGCGGUGCGUAGCUCAGGGAUACACUCUGAGUGUCUGGACUACAACUCCCCAGAGCAUAAUCCCACAGGCGCCCACCUUUCUCUGUUUGGCUGCCACGGCCAGGGAGGCAACCAGUACUUUGAAUACACAACUGAAAGGGAGAUCCGUUUCAACUCGGUGACGGAGCUGUGUGCUGAAGUGCUGGAUGGACAGAUCUCCAUCGGUAUGAGGCACUGCCCUCAUGACGGGGAGAUCAGACCUCCCAGUGUCAUCUGGGACUUCAGAAAGGAUGGAACCAUCCACCACCCUCACUCAGACAUGUGUGUGACGUCCUACCGCACACCUGAGGGCCGCACAGACACCCAGAUGAGGCGGUGCACGCCGGGGGACAAAAACCAGCAGUGGAAGUUUGAGUGGUAGUAGGAGAGGAGAGAGAAAAUAGCAAGAAAAACCUCAAGUGACCUUCUUUUACCAUAGUGCAAUUACUACAGUGGAUGUCUUCUCUCCAAGACUGCUCUCCAUUUGAAUGGGAAUGGCGAGCAAAUGAAAGGUGGUGAAACAGUCACUUUAAGCCAAUGAAUCACCCAAUUCAGAGCUUUUAUACCCAUGUGAAUGAGCGAAUAAGAGCGGAUUGCGGCGGAGUGAAUGGGAAUUGCAAGGCGAGGUUUAUUUGGUCUUUUUAAGGAGACCGGCUGAACUGGAGACUUUUUUUUUUUUCGUGUUGCUUUCAUCCAAGUGCCUCUGCAACCAAAAUGGAGUUCAGCGCACCUCUGAAGUGUCAUCAUCUUCACUUGUUCUUUCAUCUAAAGCAAAGACUUGAAAGCAGUGAAAAUUCAUUUGACUGUCCAGCGCAGGAAGAAG
Molecule: messenger RNA, 2740 nt
Organism: Centropristis striata (black sea bass)
Lineage: Eukaryota; Metazoa; Chordata; Actinopteri; Perciformes; Serranidae
Gene: galnt4
Product: POC1 centriolar protein homolog B (Chlamydomonas), like
Exons: 11
Coding region: 545-2299 (584 amino acids)
Cellular component (GO): Golgi apparatus
Source: RefSeq, a predicted model, not a curated record